Molecule: messenger RNA, 1298 nt
Organism: Salvia miltiorrhiza (redroot sage)
Lineage: Eukaryota; Viridiplantae; Streptophyta; Magnoliopsida; Lamiales; Lamiaceae
Exons: 6
Coding region: 195-1046 (283 amino acids)
Biological process (GO): regulation of DNA-templated transcription
Cellular component (GO): nucleus
Molecular function (GO): protein heterodimerization activity
Source: RefSeq, a predicted model, not a curated record
AGUAAAAUUUAUCCGAAGACGUAACGAUUUUGAAUUUUAUGCGGGCAACAGGGUUAAAACUUUUGAGUUGGGAAGCUUCGUAUAUAUACAUACGAUACAUACAAACUCGGGUACAUGCAUAUGUUUGUGCGCGCUGUGUGUGUAUUCGGACACUGUUUUGAAGCUAGGGUUUGCAAAAUUGGAGUGUUUGAGCCAUGAGAAAGAAGCUUGACACUCGGUUUCCGGCGGCUCGAAUAAAAAAGAUAAUGCAAGCUGAUGAGGAUGUAGGGAAGAUUGCUAUGGCCGUACCACUUCUAGUAUCUAAAGCUCUGGAACUAUUUCUGCAAGAUCUAUGCAACCGGACGUAUGAGGUUACCUUGAAACGGGGGGCAAAAACUCUAAGUUCUUUGCAUUUGAAGCAAUGUGUACAAAGCUUUAAUGUUUUUGAUUUCCUGCGGGACACCGUACAUAAGGUACCUGACUUGGGUGGUGCAGAUGCUGCGAACGAGGAUAAGUCUACUACAAAAAGAAGGAAGUUUUCAGAGGAUGAAGAGUCUGGUAAUGAGGAUGGCUCGAAAAGGAUAUGCAUGCGUGAGACUAGCCAAACCAGCAGCAAUGGGAGAAGCAGGGGUAGGGGCAGGGGCAGAGGUCGUGGCAGAGGUAGUCGAACAUUGCACAAAGAAUCACUUGAUCAGUAUGAAAAACUUGAAGAUAAUUCUGACAUCUCUAACCAGAGUGGCAAUAACCAAAAAGAAAACCUAGAAAGGUCAUGUAGUGUUGUAGCUGAUACUGCUGCAGAUUCAAGAACUACAGGCAAAAAAGAUGCAGAUAAGGCAGUAGUUACUUUUGACCUCAAUGUUGAUUUAAAUGAGAAUGGGGACUACACCCUUACCUUAGCUGGAGCCCCUUCUGACUCUUCCGAAAAGCCAUCUCGUGGAACAAGACAUGAAGAUAUUCCUGGAUGGUCCCUUGAUAGCAUGGAAAGGCUGGCUAUUGAUGUAGUUCAACUUGCCAGUUUAAAUAAGAGAAUGAAUGAGGAAGAUGAAGAUUAUGAUGAGGAAGGAUGAUUUGCUGCAAUGUUGCUAUUGCGUCACAUUUUACCUGCAUCUCGUACAGCUUAGUAACUUAGUUUGCUAAUAAUAUGGCUAGAUGUAUAUAUGUGACUGAAAGAAUGUUUCUAGGUGGUCUAGGAUUUUAACAGAUUGACGUAGAGCAUUAAAAGUUUCCUUGUUCUCUUAUUAGUGAUUCUGUACAAUAUGUAAAAGUAACCAACAUCAACUUUUUAUUUAGGAUAUGCAAAACUUAGUAUACUUUUGUCA